AUGAGUGGAACCGACGUCAACCUCUCAUUGGCAUGCCCCGACUUCAGCAGAAUCGCAACCGCUGAAUCAGCCCAGAAUAAUCUCGACAGCAAUAACGAGGUCUCCUUCCACGGCUACACGACAUCCGUUAUCGCCAGCAGUGGCUUCCCGAGCUUUCGAGUCGACUCUGUUGACUCUCGCCUCCGGCGGGGCUUAGCGAACGCCCUACACAUACGUCCCAGACAACGGACUUGGAAGGUGGCUUACCUUCCAGAGCUAGAAAAUUGCAGUAGAGGGUCAAUUCAUACCGUGCCCGGGCUGUCGAACUCUGAUGCUGCCUCGGUCCUCAGCAAAGCGUGGCGGGGAGUAGGUGGCAACCUGCGAGAGCAAGCGCCGCGCCUAGCCUCCAACCUCCAAGAUAUGGGAUUGACUUUUCACCAACGUGCCCAGCAGGAAAAAUUGGACAGGUAUCGUGACAAAUUGAUCGCCAAAAUUUUGAAGCUGUAUCAGAACAGGACGUUCAGGGUUGCAGACUGGGACACGUCGGAUGACUUCGCCAACGCCACUCAUAGUCGUAUCCGCGAGAUCUGCCUGUGGUACAAUGUGGCCAACCCUGAUGAGAUCGACGAGGAAAUCAAGCGAUUGACAAAGGCGAUACUGAAGCACAUCAAGAAAAGACCGGAUGGAGAGUUGGUUGAAGCGGUUGUGAAAGGCGCAUUUGGGAAAACUGGUUAG
This is a messenger RNA of Filobasidium floriforme, 714 nucleotides long. RefSeq lists its product as uncharacterized. Lineage: Eukaryota; Fungi; Basidiomycota; Tremellomycetes; Filobasidiales; Filobasidiaceae. The transcript has a single exon. The record is from RefSeq and is a predicted model, not a curated record. The coding region runs from base 1 to 714 and encodes 237 amino acids.